CUUUCCAGGGCACUAUGAUGAAGUACCCUAAAAUUAGCCUUCUUACUACUUUGUUAAGACUGCACGCAGGGAGGCAGGCAGCCCACAGUGAAGAGAGCAAAGAGGCACCGGAGAGGAAAAACCUGCGAUACUCUCACAAGCAAGCAGGUCACACCACUGGACGCAUGCAAGACAAUACUUCAGAACCUUCUACUUCAAUAACUCAGCUACUGCGAGAGAGCUAUUUAGCUGAAAACAGCCACCAAGGGAAUAGUGAAAGGAGUAGAUCAGAACCAUCUCCACAUUCUUUGCAUUGUGGCACCUCCCCUGAGACUUCCGAUGAGGUGGCGGGACAAGAUGAACUUCCUGAUCUUUCUGCCUUUUUAAGCAAGGAAGAGUUGGAUGAGAGUGUGAACCUGGCCAGACAGGCUAUUAAUCAAGAGCCACUGGAGAAAAAAACAGACGAACAAGAAAUCCAUGUAUUUUUUCCAUCUGAGUUGAAAAACUCUGGAAAUACUGUUUCAAGCAAACCACAGCCUACGGGAUCACCAGCUUCGAACAACAGCCUAAAAAAACAGCCCUUGGGUUCGGAGGCAGAGUCGAAAAAGGAAUUCCUCAACAAGGCUGCUGAUUUCAUUGAGGAGCUUUCUUCUCUUUUCAAAGCACAUAAUUCCAAAAGAAUCAGACCCAGGACAUGCAAAAACUACAAGAGCAAACUUGAAUCUAAAAAUAAGGUGGCCCAAGACAGUAAUGCUGCUUUCUCAAAUCUGUCCGAAAACAGAGAAAGGCUUUGCGUUCCAGUACCUCAAGAUGUAGAUAAAGCUGUGCACUCCCCUGAAAACCCAGAUAACUCUCAGCAGGCAGACUUGGAAGAUGUCAGUCCAAUAGAAAGUUCAGGGUUAACAACAGAGUCAUCCACCGCAUCUUUUUAUUCUGAGGAGCCUAUAGGCCAGCCACCACGUUUUACUCAAAAACUGAAGAGCAGGGAGGUCCCUGAAGGAACCAAAGUCCAGUUGGACUGCAUUGUAGUAGGAAUUCCAACACCUGAAAUCAGAUGGUACUGUGAAGGAAAAGAGCUUGAAAACUCACCAGAUAUUCAGAUCAUCCAGUCAGGACAACAGCACUCACUGAUCAUUGUUGAGGCUUUUGAAGAAGACACAGGGCGUUACUCCUGCUUUGCAUCCAACAUCUAUGGGACAGACUCCACCUCUGCAGAGAUUUAUGUAGAAGGAGCAUCAUCUUCUGAAUCAGAGAGCGAGACCAUCAAAGAAGAGAUGGAUCAAAAUCAGAACCGCUUAAAGGCCUCUUCAAAUGUGCCACCGCCUCCAGUUAAUACCACAGUUACUCACCAAGAAGAACCCAAGCCACAACCUGCAAUGAUACAUCCUGUGUCAAUACCUGUCCUUCAUAGUCAAAGUCCCACUAAUUAUUUACAAGGAUUGGAUGGAAGGCCCAUAAUAGCUGCUCCGGUGUUCACCAAGACGCUACAGAACAUAUCUGCCUCUGAAGGUCAGCUGGUUGUGUUCGAAUGCCGAGUUAAAGGAGCACCAUCUCCAAAGGUUGAGUGGUAUAGAGAAGGGACAUUAAUAGAAGACUCUCCGGACUUCAGAAUAUUACAGAAAAAGCCUCGCUCUAUGUCUGAACCAGAGGAGAUUUGUACAUUGGUCAUUGCUGAAGUAUUUUCAGAGGAUUCUGGGAGUUUUACAUGUACUGCAAGCAACAAGUAUGGGACCGUUUCUAAUUCAGCUUAUCUAAUGGUAAAAGGACCGGAGGACCAGAACAUUAAUGCUGCUCUUCAUAAUGUGAGUUCAAUCAAUUUAGUUGCCAUGGAGCAACCGCCUUCUGCACCGGUACCCUCACUCCCACUGAUGGAUCAGCCAUCCAAACCUAAACUGGAAGGAGUUCUUGUCAACCACAAUGAGCCCCGGUCAAGUUCAAAAAUAGGCCUUCAUGUGCACUUUAAGCUGCCAGAAGAUGAUAAAGGAAGUGAAACGUCGUCAGAAGAUGGAGGAAGGCCUGCAAAUCAAAACCGACCAAGCAGUUUUCCAGAUAAGAUCAAUGGACAGAUAUUUAGGCCUCAAGAGCCGUUGUCACCUUCAAAGGAACCACCUCCAGUUCUGGCUAAACCAAAAUUGGAUCCAACCCAAUUAAAACAACUGCACAACCAGGUCUUGCUUGAACAGCAGCAGGUUCAGCAGGCAUCCCCCCCACCCCCACGAGAGCUGUCAUUCAACUUUGCACCAUCGAAUGCAUCUACUUCACCCAGCCAGCAGCAGCAACCACCUUCGUCGGCUACUUAUAAGCAGAACAAAAAUCCUCCAACUCAGACAUUCACUUAUACCCGGCCUAAGCAGUUCCUGGCAUCUCAGAACAUCUCACCAGUGGUCAGCUCCCCCUCUAGCUCCCCCAUGCCUCCAUACAGUAAUGUAACUCAAGGAAGCCAGAGGACAACGAACAAGGAAAACGUCUUAGGGUCCCCUCCAGCAGCCCAGACAAGGUCUGCAGGAGGACUGACAAACCAAACUGAGCCAUCACUUGCAAGUCCCAAAGAUCCUGUCCUGCCACCGUUGUUGCUUUCUGUAUCCAGUAUGAAUGAGUUCCAUCCCCAAAAUGUGCCUCCUACUCCUCUGUCUCCAACGGGUCGGAUUCAGAAUCCAGUAGCCUUCCUCAGUGCUGUCCUUCCUUCGCUUCCUUCUACACCUGCAACAAAUGCCAUGGGUCUGCCUAAAAGUGCGCCAGCUCC
Messenger RNA from Pogona vitticeps (central bearded dragon), 2722 nucleotides. Lineage: Eukaryota; Metazoa; Chordata; Lepidosauria; Squamata; Agamidae. The record is from RefSeq and is a predicted model, not a curated record.